AUGGCUUCUGUGAGAAGGGAUCAGGAGCUGCCCCCAUAUCAGACAGAGCCAGGUCCAGCUGGCUCCAAAAUGAACCCGCUGCUGCCCAAAGUUGAACCUUGCACUUGUAGGAGAGACAUGGUGAUGAUAUCCAUGGACAUCUUUGUGAGGAAGUUUCAACCAGACAGAUACCAUCUGUGGAAACAAGGCAAGGAUUUAUACACCAUUGAUCAUACAAAACCAACUCCUGAAUCAACGCCUGAAGUAAAGACCUGGCUACAGAGAAGAAAGAAAAUAAAGAACUUUCCCAAGUGCUUCCAGCACACCAGAUCUCGAUCUAAAAAGCUUAAAACUCCAGAGGACAAGGGAGUAUCUGCUAUGGUAGCUGGUGCAGAAAUCAUAGUGACUGAAGCAGCUACUGAUGGCUUCAAGGUCAUUGAAGAACCUGGAAAAGAAGUGAGACUGGUAAACACCGGAGUGCCUUCUGGGGAGGAAGAAAACAGUGGUAGAAUGCAGCUGGAUCAACAUUUAUUGGAUAAUGUCAAGGUUGCAGGAAGCAUCCAUUCAGACUCAUUUUCAAGCCCUGUUCCUGUACGAGAGAAAACAAAAACGGAGCAUGAGGAGAGGAGAGAUUCCAGUUAUCCUGUCUUUACAUGUGAUGAUUCUGUGGUCUGCAUGCCUGCUUCUGACAGCUGUAGAAGAGAAGAGAGUUUGAAAUCUGAGAAUCAGUCUGUUUCGUCCACACCAUACCAUAAGACAGAGAGACAUGCUUCUGAAGCAGAAAACCCAGAUAAAGAGGAAAAUGUCUCCAUAGAGGAUGCUGUCAGUGACCUAGAAAGCUGUGUGAGUAGCUUGGAACAUGGAGAAGUGCCUGUUGUAAAAAAGGAUGAAGAAGAUGGCAUGGAAACAUCUAGUUCAGUGGAAGUUGAAAGAAAGAAAAUAUCUAAGAGUUGGCGUCAUCCACUAAAUAAACCCCCAGCUAGAUCUCCAAUGACUUUGGUUAAACAGCAAGCAACUAGUGAUGAAGAACUGCCUGAGACUACCUUAAUUGAAGAGGAAGUUCGAGAGACAGAGACAUGGGCAAGGCCUCUGGUUUACCUUUGGCAGACGAGAGCACACAAUUUCAAUGCUGAAAAAGAAUACAAUGCAGCUUGUGCAAAAAAGGAACCACACUGUGCCAUUUGCACUCUUCUCAUGCCAUACUACAAGCCAGACAAUCAUGAUGAAGAAAGUCCUGCUUUUGGGGAAGCAAACUCAGCAGAAACAUUGAUGGCUGAAAAUGAAAAGACUAAACCUCUUAUUCCAGAAAUGUGUUUUAUUUAUAGUGAAGAAAACACUGAAAACUAUCCAUCAAAUGCCUUUAUCGAAGAAGAUGGAACAAGUCUUCUGAUUUCCUGUGCAAAGUGUUGUGUGCGGGUUCAUGCAAGUUGCUAUGGUGUUCCUUCCCAUGAAAUCCAUAAUGAAUGGUUGUGUUCUCGAUGCAGAAGAGAAGCCUGGACAGCU
Messenger RNA from Balearica regulorum gibbericeps (East African grey crowned-crane), 1482 nucleotides. NCBI's taxonomy places the organism in Eukaryota, Metazoa, Chordata, Aves, Gruiformes, Gruidae. The record is from RefSeq and is a predicted model, not a curated record.